CUGCAUGCACUUGGCGGAUUAUGAACAAAUGAAUAGGAAUGCCUUGAAUUUGAAGCAGUUUAAACGUGUUCGUGAGAAUGUGAGAGAUUGGGUGAACACCUAACCUAAUCCUCUUAAAAGACUGCAGGUAUUAUGCUGAGCCGUGGAGAGGUGUGAGCUGUCAUCCUGCGGUGCGCCCUUGUAGCCGCUCACCAAAAACUAGAGUCAGCAUCUCUCAACCAAUCCCUUUGCCUUAGCGCACACAGCUGGAGAGAGACCUCGCGUCUAGAACACCUCUAUCACAACAACUCAGCGAUUAAAGUUUGGAGCUGGGACAUCAUGCCAGGACUAUGACAUUAAAACAGACUAUGCUGAGGAUGUGUGCUGACCGCUCGCUGAACUGCAUUAUUUGGCUAACUAAUGCUACUGGACCCGUUCCCAUAAGCCUAACCAUGCAUCUGACACGGGCCUAAUAAUCCGCUGUGGGAACCAAGACCACUCUGGCAGCGGUGAACAAUGCAUUUGCCACAAAGACGGAGACUCAAUCGGAGUCGCAUCCUCUUCUUCCUCUCUGGUGUGUUACUGUGCUGCGUCUACACCGUGACGUUCAAGGCCCGGCUGCAGGAGCCACGGGUGGCCCGCCAGGCCGCUGCAGAGGAGGACCCUGGGACAGCACUCCCAGAGGAAGGGGGCGGUGGUGAUAGUACUAGUGUUCUGGAGGUAGACGCACGAGAGGUGGUGACCUCUAACCUCUCUAGCCUAACAGAGAGCUAUAAUGAUGACGUCAUCACCAGGGCUCCGACUGUGCUGGAGGGGGAUGACGUCAUCGUGAUCACUGUCAACAGGACGGACAUUAAGCACUGUAUCUACGUAGAGGACCCUGAACCUGAGCCUCCGACUGAACCUCCUCCCACCUCGCCUCCUCCUAACACCACCACCUCCCCGGGUAUCCCUGGAGACCUCCCCCACAGGAAGGGAGAGUACCCAGAGGACCUGUUCACAGUGGACCAGAGGAGGCAGGGCUGGGUGACCCUCCACAUCCUGGGCAUGGUCUACAUGUUCGUCUCCCUCGCCAUCGUCUGUGACGAGUUCUUCGUCCCGGCGCUCGGCGUCAUCACCGUGAAGCUCGACAUCUCCGACGACGUCGCCGCGACCUUCAUGGCUGCAGGAGGCUGCCCCGAACUGUUCACCUCUCUGAUUGGCGUGUUCAUCUCCCAUAGCAACGUGGGCAUCGGUACCAUCGUGGGAUCAGCAGUGUUCAACAUCCUGUUUGUCAUCGGGAUAGAGAUGUGUGCCAUCUUCUCCAGGGAGAUGCUCCACCUCACCUGGUGGCCUCUGUUCAGAGACGUCUCCUUCUACAUCAUAGAUCUGAUCAUGCUGAUCGUGUUCUUCUUGGACAACACCAUCAUGUGGUGGGAGAGCGUAAUGCUGGUGUCGGGUUACGUGGCCUACGUCUGCUUCAUGAAGUUCAACGUGCAGAUCGAACACUUCGUCCAGACGCAGAUCAACAAACACAAGAGCAUCGUCAAGAUCAUCAUGCCAGAGGAGGAGGAGAAGGAGAAGGAACCCAAGAAGGUGAAGCCCACUCUCCAGAGAGGAGGCAGUAAUGCGUCUCUCCACAACAGCACCAACAGAAACACCAUCUUCCAGUUGAUGAUCCACACUGGACCCACUGGGAGAAGGAGCGGACUGGUGGCGACGGGAAAGAUGCAAGAAAACGCGACAGGACCAGGUUUGGAGAGCGCUGCUCUAAUGGGCUACUCCACACCACAGCUCUGGGUCUCCCCCAGGACCAGGUUUGGAGAGCGCUGCUCUAAUGGGCUACUCCACACCACAGCUCUGGAUGCCAGGGGACUUGGGGACCUGAGACAGGCUUUAGCAGAGAUGUUAGAGGCCCUGGUCAGAGGAGAGUUAGACAAGUGUGGUAUGUUGAUGUAA
Oncorhynchus keta (chum salmon) is the source of this 1917-nucleotide messenger RNA. Its product is annotated as sodium/potassium/calcium exchanger 1-like. Lineage: Eukaryota; Metazoa; Chordata; Actinopteri; Salmoniformes; Salmonidae. Gene Ontology annotation, cellular component: membrane. Gene Ontology annotation, biological process: intracellular calcium ion homeostasis; long-term synaptic depression; calcium ion transmembrane transport. Gene Ontology annotation, molecular function: calcium, potassium:sodium antiporter activity; calcium channel activity. The record is from RefSeq and is a predicted model, not a curated record.